Messenger RNA from Culicoides brevitarsis, 1162 nucleotides. RefSeq lists its product as uncharacterized. The record is from RefSeq and is a predicted model, not a curated record. Lineage: Eukaryota; Metazoa; Arthropoda; Insecta; Diptera; Ceratopogonidae. The transcript has 5 exons. The coding region runs from base 137 to 595 and encodes 152 amino acids.
UCGACAACAAUUCAAACAACACACAAAAAAACACAAAUUUUGUCACGAAAAAUUUUUCGUCGUUCACAUUUUGUUGUUUUAAAUGGCCCAGGACGGAAAGUCUAUGUCGUGAAAGUGUGUGAAAAAUCUUGAAGCGAUGAUUAUCUUCGACCGGAUUCCAACGAUUAAGCAGUUUUGUUGUUGCAUCGAUUUACGACUUGGAUGUGUCUUCAUCGGCUUAGUUGACAUCGUGUUCUUUGUGCUGGGAUCUUUCUUGACACUCGAGGAAGGAAUUAUUCUCAGUACAAAAGACCCGGAAUCGUAUCCAAAGUGGACGGAUUUUACAAAUGCCGCGGAUUUUGUAGCCGGAAUUUUUGAUAUUGUCGGGAUUUUUGCCUCACUUUUUCUCGUUUUGGGAACUGCACUUCGAAAGUUGCUGCUAGUUCAAGUUUAUGUCUAUGCACUAUCUGUCACUUGCUUGUACUUCAUACUGCUGACUCUUAUCACGGUAUUUUACGAUUAUGGUUAUGGCUUGAUUUACCUCCUAGAAGCGUUGUUCACGACAUAUUCAUUCAUCACGGCGCACUCUCUGGCGCAAUUGUGGAAAGACAAGUAGAUGUAAAUCCAACGACUGUUUGCAACUGAAAUAAAAAAAAAGACCGGCGAAUAAAAUGAACUUAAAUUAAUGCCUUUUGUGUAUUUAUUACACUCACAUCUGAUUCAUUGAUGAGCUCCGUGACCUUCCUCGUUAUUAUUACUCAACGUUACUUCACAACAAUAACAAUAAUUUUUUCUUUGUGAUAAGAAACUUUUUAAUUCUCACAUUUCAAUUUCAUUCCGAGUUUAGUCUCUUUCGUGUCGUUUCAAGAGUAAGAAGUUUAGGAUGAAGUUUUUUGAGAUUCUCGACAAUUUUCCGUACUCCAAAAAGCUGUAUGAGAAAGUUCCGUUACGCGCAUUGUGCAUCGGGCUUGCACUCGUGAGCAUGGUUUUCAGGAUUUGCGUGCACACGAUGUGCUAUGUGAUAAUUCAUCAUUUCGAGCGAUAUGACCAUUGGAUGCUGGAGCGAAUUAGAGAUCCAAGUAACAGUUUAAUUGACUUUCUGGACAUUUCGAAAUACAUCGUAAUACCGGUCGACACAAUUGCUCUUUUAAUGGAUAUGUUGUUGGUGGUGGCAAUUUCUCAU